This is a messenger RNA of Astyanax mexicanus (Mexican tetra), 6463 nucleotides long. It is a transcript of the gene ptar1, whose product is annotated as protein prenyltransferase alpha subunit repeat containing 1. Gene Ontology annotation, biological process: protein prenylation. The transcript has 7 exons. NCBI's taxonomy places the organism in Eukaryota, Metazoa, Chordata, Actinopteri, Characiformes, Acestrorhamphidae. Bases 36 to 1379 code for a protein of 447 amino acids. The record is from RefSeq and is a predicted model, not a curated record. Gene Ontology annotation, cellular component: cytoplasm. Gene Ontology annotation, molecular function: protein prenyltransferase activity.
GAGUCACUCGCGCUGACGUCAGUGGCGCUGUGAAAAUGGCCGAGUCGGAAGAGGAGGUGGAUGUCUUGGUUCAGAGAGUUGUCAAAGAUAUCACCAACGCGUUUAAGAGGAACCCGAACAUAGAUGAGAUUGGUCUGAUACUGUGCCCAGAGGCAAGAUACAACAGAAGCCCCAUCGUCUUGGAGGAGAAUAAACUAGGAGUGGAAAGCUGGUGCGUGAAGUUCCUGCUGCCCUACGUUCACAACAAGCUGCUGCUCUACCGACAACGCAAGCAGUGGCUAGACAGAGAGGCACUUGUGGACAUCACUUGCACACUACUGCUGCUAAACCCAGACUUUACCACAGCUUGGAAUGUCAGAAAAGAACUGCUUCAGUGUGGCGUGCUGAAUCCAGAGAAGGACCUAUACUUGGGAAAAUUAGCACUGACCAAGUAUCCCAAGAGCCCUGAAACAUGGAUACACAGGCGAUGGGUGCUGCAGAGGCUGCAAAAACAGUGUUCCUCUGGCUUUGGGCAAAAGGAACAGCAAGCCCAGGUCGAGGCCCAGGGAGAGGCUGAGAGGAGCCGGCAAAGUGAGCAGCUGCAGAGAGCACUGCAGGAGGAGAUGAAAGUAUGCACAGAAGCCGCUGGACGUUACCCCAGCAACUACAACGCCUGGUCCCACCGCAUCUGGGUCCUGCAGCACAUGGCCAAAGGCAAUCUGAAGAUUCUUCAUGACGAGCUCUCCUCCACGAGGCUCUGGGUAUCCAUGCACGUGUCUGACCACAGCGGCUUCCACUACCGUCAGUUCCUGCUCAAGGCUCUGCUGGGUGAGCUGGGUCAGUCGUGGGAGAAGCUACAGACCGGGAAUCUACACCUCCCUCCCCAUCCUCCAACUGACUCCCACCAGAUCCCCCACACUAACGGAGAGGGAACAGCGGGUGCAGUGGAAGACCCCCACAGCGCCAUCCCUCAGCUCUUCCACGAGGAGAUGGAGCUCUGCACUGACCUCAUAGAGUCUUACCCAGGCCAUGAGACACUGUGGUGCCACAGACGCCACGUAUUCUAUCUGUGGCAUCACUGGCGGAAGCACAGUCCGGCUGCAGGGGCUCAGUCUCUGGUUCUCACGCACACGGCCGCUCUGCUUAACGAGACGUCAGACCCACACGAUGAAGGCAGGAGCUUGCAGGCCAUGGACGUGGACUGCGUACCGGACAGCAACAAGCAUGGAGGCUACACGCAGGACACCAAGAGGCUGAAGAGAGGGCCUGUGCCGCCCUGUCCCGGCCUCUCCUCUGAACAUGUGUUUGUCUCCAGAAUCCUGAGCAGUUGCCGGAGCCCAGAGCAAGGGCGCUUCGCCAACGCGUACAGAAAGUGGCUGGACUCUGUCAUACGUCAGUAGCCCGGGGAGCGCUGUGCCCACAGGGAAGAGGGCAGAGCCUUGAUAGGUCAACUUGGUAUUUUGGCUCCACCCGCCUGAGAAACGCCCGCACUCUGAAAGUGGCCAAGCGGCCGGACUCAGGUUUGUCAGUGAGUGAAUUCCCCUUCAUAAUGGAAAACCAAUGAUGAGCCUUGACAGAGUGACACUCAUCUGAUUUGGCUGGUGGUCUGCAGUGUCCGCUUUAGUUCAGGUACUUGAUAUCUCAGGUCUGUUUUGAUAUUUUGUUUGUUGUAUGUACAACUUUUGAUAUCAUUUAUUCAUUCAUUUUCUUUUUCAAGUUUUGUUUGGUUUUCAUUUUGUUUGAUUUUAUUUUUUUCCUUUUCAUUAUUUUGUUAUUCUUCUCCCUUCGUCUUCCACGACACCUACAAAAGGCUGCAGGAUGUUCUUCUCAUCAUGAUGCUGCUGCCUUCAGUUGCAGAGUUCCUGUCUGUCGAGAGACUUCAGUGCACACUUUAGGGAAGUCUUGGAGCCCGAAGUGAUCAUGACCCAAUUUCUCCCUUUUGUUUAAUCAGGAGCGCACAGGGUCUGGAUGCCUGUCUCCAACUCCUCUCUGAGCUUUUGUACUUGCAUUUAAGAAUAUCAGAGCAUUUUUGCUGUGAUCAGAUUCAGCAGCUUUUUAGAGCACAAUCUGGGGUUUUUACUGAUUCUCAAAAGCAUUUAAAACAAUGAAGUCAGUGUAGCCUUUUGUGAUCAAGAUUUAUUACUACUUUUGUAUAGAGCUGAUGAACGAGCACUCGUGGGAUAUUAAGGUUUUAUUUGGGUCUCCUCAGUUGCUGUAUCAGUGGCUUUUGCCUCACAGAUUCAACUCUCUCUAUAAUCUCAUAGAAGCACAUUCAUUACACUCUAGAACAAGAAAUCGUAUGGCCGUAAAAAAUGAAUGUUGUUUAAUGGCAUUUAAGCACAAACUGUGUGACUUUUAUCCGCUUUUUUUUUUUUAGUUUGCUAUCACCCGAGCGUGGGUUUUCCUUAUGAAGGGGAAUUUCAGCAUAUGUAAUGCAGCGCAAGUCUUUUCUUCCACUCGUCUAAACGGGUGUGGAUGGUCUUAUCUUAUCUUAUGUUAUUAGAACCAGAACAAGCUACCAGUCUAAGUCUAACACUUGGUAAACAAAUGGUGCUUAUUUCUGCACCCACACAACAACAGCAACAAGGCUUUACCAGGCCUGGGUUGACAGAGAUGCUGCUUAUUUUUAACACUACUUAAGAAUUAUUAUAUUUAUGCAAAAAUGAAAAAAAAAAAUCUUAUUGGUGAUCAGUGGUAGCUUCACUCAUUUCCUGAUUUAUUACAGUUAGUAAACUCGUAGGCAGUAAGGUUUAUCCAGUCCUGCUGUAGUAAUUGCCAACUUCUUGUACUAGCUCCUAGAGAUUGAGCAAUUUUGUGUAAUAGUAGAUGAAGUGAUGUACAAACGCAUAGCCAGUACGAUCUUGUCAAGUUGUCACUUUCAGAUUUGCGCUUUAAGAUCACUUAACUGACUUUACUGCAUAUGCAAAACUAUUUCCUGGACAUUUUGGGAAGUUUUUUGACACUAAAACACUUAAUAUAAUGAUAUAAUCUGACAUUGUUUAGUAUGUUUAGAUCUCUAGAACUGCGGGAGCAGUAUGGCUACAGACUGAGGCUACAUCCACAUGUAUUUUAAUGUGUUCCCACUCAAACAGAAAUAAAAACCAAUGCCUGAACAUGCUAGCCCUGUAUAGGGUGAUAGUACCUCAUAAAGGGACAGUUUAUACAAGAGAUGUACUUAAAUUAAAAUACUUGACUAAAACUGAACAAAAUUAAACAAUUUCAGAAUAUUUAUUGAACACUGAAAGAUUUUUAGCAUAUCACCUGGUUGUGGUUUAAUCGUAACAUCAAAAAAAAACAUCAUUGUUUUGUAACAAAUUUUUCAGUCUUUUUUCUUCUUUUUUUCAGCACAAAAGGUUGGUUAUAAAAUCUUUGCUACAUCCCAAUCUAACUACAGGGGUUGGACAAUGAAACUAAAACACCUGGUUUUAGACCACAAUCAUUUAUUGUGGUGACGGACAGUUCUGGUGGAAACAGGUGAGUUGAGGUCCACAUUGAAUUCUGCCGUGAUUUGAUCAGCCGUGGUUUUAUGUUUUUUGGAUACAAUCCAGGUUAGCACCCGAACAUCCCUUUCAGACAGCUUCCUCUUGCGUCCACAGUUAAUCCUGUUGGAUGCGGUUGGUCCUUCUUGGUGGUAUGCUGACAUUACCCUGGAUACCGUGGCUCUUGAUACAUCACAAAGACUUGCUGUCUUGGUCACAGAUGCGCCAGCAAGAUGUACACCAACAAUUUGUCCUCUUUUGAACUCUGGUAUGUCACCCAUAAUGCUGUGUGCAUUGCAAUAUUUAAGUAAAACUGUGCUCUUACCCUGCUAAUUGAACCUUCACACUCUGCUCUUACUGGCGCAAUGUGUAAUUAAUGAAGAUUGGCUACCAGGCUGCUCCAAUUUAGCCAUGGAAACUCCCACACUAAAAUGACAGGUGUUUCAGUUUCAUUGUCCAACCCCUGUAUAUGUGUAAGUCUUUUAAAUACGGACCUUUUUAGUCUGUUUUGGGCCCUUAUCCACAUUAAGGGCACUAUAAACAGAGCUUUUCUAUGUGGAGAUUUUGAUUGCUCUGUUUUUAGUUUCUCUUAAGACUCCAUAAGUACACUACCUUGGAAUAUUUUUAGAUGUUCGAAUUGUCUCUUCUUAUGGGGUAUUAUCAUCAUACAGGCCUAGCUCAUGGUCAUGCAAGAGUGUUCAUCUUAGUGUGGAUGGAAAUACUUUAAAAAAUGAAGGAAUGGAAGUCUCAGUUUUGUUUAAAAAAGCAAUUUGUCUGUAGAGCCUAAUCCUGCUGGGUUAGAAUUGAGGGGAAAGUUCCUACUGACCAUAUAAAUGUUUUAUUUUGUUGUUGUUGUUGUUGUUGUUGUUGUUGUUGUUGAGGGCUAGGCUUAAGCUGUGCCUAAAAAUCUGGGUCUUAGAAAGAAUAGGUUUAAGUUUAGGUUUAUGUAUCAAAUUCAAUUGUAUCAUUUAUCUUAGGAAAUAUUUGCACAAUUGCACAGUGAAUAUAUACUUAUGUACACAGCAUUUUGCCUCCAUCUUCCUGUAGUGACUUUUCUCUAGGGCUAUUUCAGUUCGGCAUCGGAUAUCUGGCCUUUCUGGAGUGUCUCUCUCGCACCAUGUUUGCUCUGAGGUGCUGUAGCAGUCUGAAGUGGUUGGUCGCUGGUUCUUCGCUUGGCAAUAAAGUCCAUUCUUCCUUCACUUCACUUCACUUCACAUUCCUUGUAUAGCCAAAUGUGUUUAAAGCUAGACUGCCUUCUAUCUAUUGUCUCUUGGCAAAAGGAAACCUAUUUUGUGUUCAUGUGUGUCAUCAGGUGCUCAUAUGUCUCAUUAUAUCAGACUUCAUCAUAGGAUUUUUUUUGUUGUUGUUUUUGCUGGUUCUGUCCUCAACACAAAGACUGGGAAUAUGUAUGGUUUAGUAGCUGAUGUAGAUAAGAUACUUUGAUGAAGGAUAGCUUUAAACAGUAAUCAAGUCUUGUUACACUGAGGUUCACAUGCUUAAAAUGAGUGACUUGUGUUAUUGGGUUUCUUUGCACCAAAUUAAGACUCGUCAUGUCAUUCUGAAUGAAAGGUCUUCUUGUUACAUGCCUGUUACUUGAAGCAGUUGUCUUCUUGUUUCUGGUAAGUUGAGGUUUUGUACCCCUCGUUUUGUAGUUUGUUUAGAAAUGUUUGGAAUUCGACAUGUUUGUGUCUUUUUUUUUUUUCUUUUUUUUUUUUUUUGUGCUUCCGUGGGCCAAACUGGCACAAAAAGGUGAAUAAAUAUUGGAACAAUAUAGGGCUGGCUAUUAAAAUCCUAUACUUUUAUGAUACUAUCUAAAUUUUCUACUUUUAGUAGUUUAAAGUAUAAAAACAAAUUCCUAGGCAUUAAGUCUAGAGGUGGUCAAUAUAAUGAUAUUUUAUUGUAUUUAGAAACAUACUUAUUUAAGCUUAUUGAGAAUACCAUCAAUCAUUUAAAGUGACCCAACUCCACGUUUUAUUAAAAAGAGUGUAAUUUAGUCCAGGAUAAUUAAGGACAGGAUAAUUAGAAUAAAAAUGACUGUGCUCUUAUAAAUUAAAAUGGUAGAUUUUAAGAUAUGUCAGUACUGACAGUACUGAUAUAUUGUGAUAUAUUUUUACCAUAUUGCCCAGGCCCCAUUAAGUCCCAAAUUCCACCAUAUAAUAAUCAAUACUAUCAGCAGCUUAGUUUGCAAAUACUUAGUCUUUUCUGGUAUAGACCACACCUACUUUUGAUUUGCGGUUAAAUAAAAAAAGUUGCUGAAUUGAAUUUAUGUUAUCGGUAUCCCGUUUCGUUAUCGGUAUCACUACUGAAAAAUUGUGAAUAAUACCCAGCUCUACUCCUGGUUCUUUUUUCCAUCUAUUCUUUUUUUCUUUUUUUGCAUUUUGUGCCACUGCUGUACAAGUUCUGUCACUAUAUUGACUACCUGCUCAGUGACCUAUACGAGAGCCAUCACGCAGAGUUGGCUACAUGAAGGCUUGUCUAGAUGAGCUCUCAAUAUUAGUCUUAUCUCUUCAGGGCUUCCACCUUAACUCUAAUCCAUUUAUCCUUCUCAAUGUUUUUAAAAAGUUCUAAUGUUAACUGCUUUAAGUGUAUUAAUUUAUGGUGUCUUAAAGAAGCUAAAAAUGUAAAAAUGUUUGCGUUUUGUGUUUGAAUUUGUUUUCUUCUUGCAUCACAUCUGUGGAUCGAAUGCCGUAACGCAACAUGUGAAGAGCUGAGGUGAAGUGCGCUGGUACAUCUAUGCAGAUACAUACAUACAUUCUCAUAAUUAUUUUAUCAAAUGUUGGGAAAAGGAAGAAAUUUAGUUUUGUUUUAGUUUUUUUCCUUCUCAUGUAUUUUAGGUAUGUUUACAUAAGGUACUGUAGGUUUUCUUUUUGGCUCAACCACAAUAACAAAUCUAGCAUCUCAUUCAUGUGUUUAUAUAUUUAUUCUUAGAUUAAAAAGAUCUGUAUCCACAAUAAAUGUUUGUCAGUUGCCUACCACAGGAAAUAAAAUUUCUCUUGAAAACAAUC